AUGUCGUCAGGGAUCCUUCACAUCAUCGACUCUCGGACGAAGCAGAGGUAUGAAAUUCCGAUCAGGCGAAAUGUGAUUUCUGCAAUAGACCUCAAGAGUAUCGAGGCACCAGCAGCUGGUACAGACCGAGCAGAUCAUGUGGCUGGUGGGCUGCGGGUACACGAUCCAGGCCUACAGAAUACAACGGUGAUAGAGUCCGCUAUAAGUUAUUCUGAUCAUGAAAGAGGCGUGCUUCUCUUUCGCGGUUACACCUUGGCCCAGUUAUGGGACAGCGACGUCGAGGACAUGUUGCAUCUACUCGUUUGGGGCACCUAUCCAACAUGGCAGCAGAAGAAGGAUUUGAACAGAAAGCUUACAGACCAGAUGCUGGCUGUCCCAGAAAGUGUGCAUCGAACCAUCCGAGGAUUUCCCCAGGCAACAUCUCCAUUGCCGCUGAUCCUGGCUGGGCUCUCGGCAUAUCUGGCGUGCUUUCCAGACACAAUUCCCGCGUUAACACAUGCGAACCUUUACCAAGGAAACCUGCGUAAUGUCGAUCAUGCGGUUAUCCGAACUGUAGCCGCAUAUGGUGUUAUUUUUGGCCUGGCAAAUAGUCACCGGAAGGGUAUUGAUUUCCAACCGCCAUCACCAGAGAAUAGCUACUGUGAGAAUGUAUUUGCUAUGGCAGGGCUGGUGGAUCCGGCUUCCAGUCGCCCAGAUCCAAUUAAGCUGUCAUGUUUCCGACGCUUUGCCAUACUGAAUGCCGACCAUGGCAUGGCCCUGGCUGCAUUCGCAACAUUAGUGACAGCAUCCUCGUUGACAGAUCCUAUCUCCUGCUUGAUAAGUGCGGUGGCAGCCGCAUAUGGGCCCCUGCACUUUGGUGCUACUGUGUCUGCCCAGCGUACGCUCCGGGACAUCGGAAGUAUAGAUAAGGUCCCCGAGUUUAUCGAGGACGUAAAGGCUGGGCGAACGAAGCUAUUUGGAUAUGGACAUCGCUCAUACAAGGGCUAUGAUCCCAGGGUUCGUCCAAUCCAGUCAAUCCUGAAGGACCUGGACUUGUCAUCAAAUAAUCAUUUGGAAAUAACCGAACGCAUAGAGGAAAUAGCCUCAGCGGACGAUUACUUCCGCCGCAGAGGUCUGUACCCUAAUGCUGACUUUUAUGGUAACUUUGUCUUCACCGCGAUCGGCUUCGACCCAGAUAUGAUUCCAGCUGCUAUGCUGACACAGCGCAUAAUAGGGAUAAUGGCUCAUUGGCGGGAAUACAUGCUGACACACGGCAAGCUGUUUCGACCAUCACACAUAUACACAGGUGAAACGGAGGAUAACAAGCCAUUGCCAAAGAUUUAA
This is a messenger RNA of Aspergillus bombycis, 1323 nucleotides long. Its product is annotated as putative citrate synthase. The coding region runs from base 1 to 1323 and encodes 440 amino acids. Gene Ontology annotation, biological process: carbohydrate metabolic process; tricarboxylic acid cycle. Gene Ontology annotation, cellular component: mitochondrial matrix. NCBI's taxonomy places the organism in Eukaryota, Fungi, Ascomycota, Eurotiomycetes, Eurotiales, Aspergillaceae. The transcript has 5 exons. The record is from RefSeq and is a predicted model, not a curated record.